This is a messenger RNA of Onychostoma macrolepis, 2903 nucleotides long. It is a transcript of the gene zdhhc15b, whose product is annotated as zinc finger DHHC-type palmitoyltransferase 15b. The coding region runs from base 33 to 1145 and encodes 370 amino acids. NCBI's taxonomy places the organism in Eukaryota, Metazoa, Chordata, Actinopteri, Cypriniformes, Cyprinidae. The record is from RefSeq and is a predicted model, not a curated record. Gene Ontology annotation, molecular function: protein-cysteine S-palmitoyltransferase activity. Gene Ontology annotation, biological process: peptidyl-L-cysteine S-palmitoylation; synaptic vesicle maturation; protein targeting to membrane. The transcript is spliced from 12 exons. Gene Ontology annotation, cellular component: endoplasmic reticulum; Golgi apparatus.
GUUCAUCAAGGGCGGAUCGUGUUGUAGUGGAGAUGAGCAGGCGUAGCAGUGGAUGCCAGAGCGGCUCGCCAGGCUCUCCAGCUGCGGAUGAGGAGAGCUGUUGUUUAGCAGGCAGGCGCGCUAGCAGAGCCCAGAGCGGGCUGAUCAUGGCUCUGUCGAGAGCACUCAGAUGUUGUCAGAGGAUUUUCUCCUGGAUUCCCGUUAUCAUCAUCUCAUCUGUGGUUCUCUGGUCUUAUUACGCGUAUGUCUUUGAGCUGUGCUUCGUGACCCUCAGUAAUUAUCUGGAGAGAGUGGCGUAUUUGUUGAUAUUCCAUGUGUGCUUUAUAAUGUUCUGUUGGACCUAUUGGAAGGCCAUCUUUACUCCACCAUCUACACCGUCUAAAAAGUUCCAUUUAUCAUACAGUGAUAAAGAGAGGUAUGAGAUGGAAGAAAGGCCGGAUGCUCAGAAGCAGAUUCUCGCAGAAAUCGCCAAGAAACUUCCCAUCUUCACGCGCGCUCAGUCAGGAGCUAUCAGGUUCUGUGAUCGCUGUCAGGUGAUAAAGCCGGAUCGCUGUCACCACUGCUCCGUCUGUGAAACAUGUGUUUUGAAAAUGGAUCACCAUUGUCCUUGGGUUAACAACUGUGUGGGAUUCUCCAACUAUAAGUUCUUUCUGCUGUUCCUGUCUUACUCCAUGAUCUACUGCGUGUUCAUUGCAUCAACAGUGUUUCAGUACUUCCUCAAGUUCUGGGUGGGAGAUCUUCCCAAUGGCCCGGCGAAAUUCCACGUGCUCUUCCUGUUGUUUGUGGCGCUCAUGUUUUUUGUCAGUCUCAUGUUCCUGUUUGGCUAUCACUGCUGGCUGGUGGCUAAAAACAGAUCCACGCUAGAGGCGUUUUCUGCACCGGUGUUUCAGAACGGGCCUGACAGGAAUGGCUUUAAUGUUGGGCUCAGCAGAAACCUCCAGCAGGUGUUUGGAGAGGUUAAAAAGCUCUGGUUUAUUCCAGUGUUCACAAGUCAGGGUGAUGGGCAUUAUUUCCCGCUGAGGACCCUGCGUGAAUCUGAGAAUCCUUUAUUGGCCAAUGAGGGGAAAUGGAUGGAGGACGGUGAAUCAGAUGAAGAAAGCGCAGAUGAAAAUGGACCUUCAGUCAUUAUUAGGACAGAAUCAUAAUCACUGGAGGGAAUGAAUACUCGUGGGAUCCUGGUUGACUGUAUCAUCAUGAGCGGUUUAAGAACGCACCGAUCCUUGAAUGAGACGACUGCAUUCCAAACCCUGGAUCAUUCCAGAAAAGACUGUUUUUAGAGAGCCAAAUAAUAUUGGGAAGAGUGAGGAUUUUCUUGUAAGGCUGAUUACUUAGAACUCGUGCUGAAUGUUAUCAAGUGUAUUGCUCAUCUUUUAUGAAAAGGAGAGUCACGGGACAAUCACCGGCAUUUCCAGAUGUCAUAGACCUGUUGGACUGUUUACUAUCAUGCUUUGAUGAGAACAGAUGGACAUCUCUGAUGAAAUAUGACAUGCCAGUAUCUUAGGUGGAGGUAUUUCUAGGAUCUUUCCUUUAUUUUUAUUUUUUUUUCACAUAGUGGGAUAAAUCUUUGAAAACUUGGACAUGUCCAGAUCAUACUUCACCCCAAAAACAAAGUGAGAUUAAAUUAAGCCUGUUCAUGAACACAUUAUUUUUAAUACUUGUAUAUAAAAACCUGCGAAAAUGCAAAAGUUGUAUUUAUUAUGUGUAAAUUGUGAAGCAAUUAUACCUUUUGCUAGUAUUUGCUAUCCUACCUUUAAUCUCGAAUUAAAAGCAGCGCGGUAUAUAAAUAAUCAAAUAACAAUAAAAAAAAAAAAUCUGUAUAGCAAUAAUGAGACUUUAAUAAGAACUUUAACUUACAGCAAAACUACAAAUUAAAAUAUCUGGAUGCAUUACAGUAAUGAGAACUGGAGGGGAAAUGUGCUUAAUUAUAAUAUCUCCAAAUAAAACAGGUUUCUGUUUAUCAUGCACAAUAUAAUUCCUUUUAUGAAUUCCCUUUUUCUUUUGAUUUUGGGGUGAAAUGUGACAUGGACAUGUUUCGAGACAUUCAUCCAGUUCAAACAGAGAGCCCUUCCUGUCUCUUUGUGUGUGUGUGUGUGUGUGUGUGUGGAUGUGGGUGUGUGUUGCCACCAUUAAUACAAGUCUCCAUACUGAGUUGGUAAGAAGUCAAUCCUAUGCAUUUCUCCUCUGUAUAUCACUGUCUUUGGCUGACAUUUUUAUUGAGCUUAUUUUAAUCCUCGAUGACUGAUUCAGACUCUGACUGUUUUCCUGUGGCCAAUAGCGAGCAGUCUGGAUUUCUUUUGCAUUGUGAUACAAUAUAAAGACAUUUUGAUACCUCUCUCUCUGUACAUAUUUAGGAAGAGACUGCUGAGGUCAGUAUUGUUUAAGACUUGUAAAACCUGGUAUAAGAUAUGUAUAAUAUAUUACCAUAAAACCCAUAAACACUUGAGGCUGUUUUCAGAUGAUGAGGCUGUCCUGUGAAAACUAUUGCCUUGUUUUCCUCUAGUGCAAAAAUAGAUAUGGCAUCGCAGUAUCGUAUUGUAUUGUAAGUGGGCGAGUAAUCCUUUUGGAUUUGAAGUUGGCCAGUUUUGAAAGGUACGUUUGAGUCCUGUUUUUGUGGCCCUCUUCAGAUACUGUAAUUGUCUGCAUAAAUAAUUGAUCUGCCUAUCGUAUGGUUCUCACUCAUGAGGAUCCUUACUAGCCAAUGCUUAUUGUUUGAUUUGCACUGCCCAUAAUCUGAGGGCGAUCAUUGCUUCCUUCGAGUGUGUAUGCGCUCAAACACUUUCCUUUAACUCCAUAUCCACUACAUGUUUAAGUCUUUACAUGCCAAUGUUUUUCCAAUGGUGCAAAAUAUGUAUUGUUUGAAAGUUAUGUCUGAUGAUUAAAUGUCAAUAGUCUUUAAAUACUUA